AGAAGAGGAGAAUCUGUGAGAGGAGAACCUGUGAGAGGAGAACCUGUGAGAGGAGAACCUGUGGGAGAAUCUGUGAGAGGAGAACCUGUGAGAGGAGAACCUGUGAGAGGAGAACCUGUGAGAGGAGAAUCUAUGAGAGGAAAACCUGUGAGAGGAGAAUCUGUAAGAGGAGAAUCUGUGAGAGGAGAAUCUAUGUGA
This is a messenger RNA of Limanda limanda (common dab), 198 nucleotides long. RefSeq lists its product as uncharacterized. The record is from RefSeq and is a predicted model, not a curated record. The annotation marks the transcript as partial. The transcript is spliced from 3 exons. Lineage: Eukaryota; Metazoa; Chordata; Actinopteri; Pleuronectiformes; Pleuronectidae.